UAUGCAAUAGUAACUUUUAAGAAUAAUAGGCUGCCCUAUGAUAGUACUAUGGUCAGGUUUAGGAUAGCUUAGGUUGAGCAAUCAUAGAGCACAUUCUAUUGAUGCCCAUUUUCUAGCCUAGACCUCCAUCCAGCCGUUGACGUGUGGAUGUCCAAUCUUUUAGCCUAGACCUCCCGUCCAACCAUUGGUGCUUGCCUAAUCUUCUAGCCUCGACCUGCAGCGGUUGCGGUGCAAAUGA
Messenger RNA from Paramecium octaurelia, 238 nucleotides. The record is from the annotation of a GenBank genome assembly. Lineage: Eukaryota; Ciliophora; Oligohymenophorea; Peniculida; Parameciidae.